AUGUACAAGGCCGUCAUCCUGCCGACGCUUCUGUAUGGAGCGGAGACCUGGACGGUGAACACGAAGCAGGCACGCCGACUGAACCACUUCCACCUCAAUUGUCUCCGUCGCAUCCUGUGGCUGAACUGGCAGGACAUCAUCCCCGACACAGAUAUGCUGGAACGAACGGAAAUGCUCAGAAUUUACUCCAUGUUGAGACUGGGGAACCAGUGCCUGGAGCACCAACCUACACCCACCGCACUCGCCUUCACUGCCCACACUGCCCUCGCACCUUCACUCAUCUCAUGGGUCUAUUCGGCCACAUGCGCAUCCACGACGACCUGCGGUAGACAACCGCCGGUUUCAUCACACAUCCGCACACCUCCUUCCCUCCUCCACCAUCACCACUACGCAUCAACCCUCACACACCUCAUGCACUCAACUGCCACCUUCCACGCAAGUGGUAAGUGUGCAUCUCGACUUGGUCCCCAUGCGGCUUCGGCUGCGCGGGUGACUUGAGUCCGAGACUAUCCCGACACGUCAAGCGUCGUGGAUAGGAAGGUUGCUGAUUGAGGCCUGGUGUAUGUGUGUAUGGGAGGCCAGUUCUUGCAAGUGGCGCGCGCAGUCGAGCAUGACAGCCACCGCGCCCAUUUCCCACUUCAGUCUACUGACCGGCUCGGACUGUGGCCUCGGUGUGGGAAUGGGAAGGGAGAGUGAGGUCAACGACUCAGCACACCUAUCCUAACUAUAAACAAUCUGACGUGCUUGAAGCAGGAUUUUGAACAACAAUACACAGAUUGGAGGCUGGCACGGCCGAAACCGCACCUGGGCGUGCCGCCAACGCCUGGCUCAGAUCCCACACUGUGGUGGGAGUGUCAUAAAGGCCACAUUAAAAAGGAGCCAUUGCAGCCUGACUCUCAGACCGCCUCCGGUUAAGAAGGAGUUCAAAGUUACCCCGUCAGUUGGCAACCUUCCAAGCCACGGCUUUUAGCGCACCGUGAUAGUUUCAAGCGCGUCAGAUUGUUUAUAGUGAGGAGAAUGCGCUGAGUCGUCGACCUCACUCCCCCUUCCCAUUCCCACACACCAGCCGCCGUCAGAGCCGGUCGGCAAACUGGAGUGGGAAAUGGGCGCGGUGGCUGACACGGUCGACUGACCAUGCCUGCGCGUGCCACAGCACGACCUGGCCCCCCAUACACACACAAACACCAGAAUUUCACACAACGGGGGUUGAACGGCGUGUCUCUCACUUGCGUGAGAGUGCCGUGGAAGGUGCUGCUUCAGCCCGUCCCCAGCCCACCAGUCCGCCACUCCACACAGCACACACACACAACGCGACGAACUGCGUGAACCGAGAGCGGGCGUCGAUCAGCAACCUUCCUAUCCACGACGCUGGACGUGUCGGUAUAGUCUCGGACUCAAAUCACCGGCGCAUCCGAAGCCGCGUGGGGACCGAGUCGAGAUGCACACUUCCCACUUGCGUGGAAGGUGGCAGUUGGUGCUAGCGGUGGAUGAGUGUUGAUGCAUAGUGGUGAUGGUGGAGGAGGGUAGGGAGUGAGUGGAUGUGUGGUGUAACCGGCGGUUGUCUAAUGCAGGCCGUCGUGGAUGCGCAUGUGGCCGAAUAGGCUCAUGCGGUGCCUGAAAGUGCGAGGGCAGUGUGAACAGCUGAGACGAUCUUGGUGGGUAUAGGUUGGUGCUCCAGGCACUGGUUCGCCAGUCUCUGUACGAUGGAUUCGCAAGUGACCGACCAGACCGAUGCGUGAGGUGAAUGUGCGUGGACAGUGUGGGCAUGUGAAGUCGGCGGUGUCAGAAUCAGCUACAGAGGAGGCGUUGGUGGUGGCGCAGAUGGACGGUGCGAGGGUGGUGCUGGACAUGAUGGGCGUGUUGGGCGUGGUUGUUGUGUCGGAAUUGUGGUCAAUUCCGCUCUCGUGGAUGCGCAUGUUGCCGAAUAGAACCAUGCGAUGCGUGAAGGUGCGAGGGCAGUGUGGGCACCACCACCACCACCACCAUCAUCAUCAUCAUCUUUGAGAGACUCUGCGAGUGCCUUGGCAACCACACGACGCAGCAGACUUCCCAGUCCGCCACAAGCGCGUGCGGUGGUCUCGCCCAUCUAAUGCUUUAUCUCCUCCCGCGGUACCAGCCUCACUGAGAUCUGCUACGUCACCAAGUCUGAUCCGAACCUACUUUGUCUCGAUUGGAUUGAACAACUUGAUUUGGCCGAUAUGCCACUCCGUUGCACAUACAUCGCAGGCGUGCUGCAUUUGUCACCGGGAAACAAACCAGUCUUUCAUCCAAAUCCACCGGUCCCAUAUACAGACUUACCAUCUCUCGAGGCUGUACUGAUGUAUUUGUUGAAAGAGGGAAUUCUACUUCCUGUAUAUUAUUCCGCCAGGACCAUUAAAAUUGUUGUGGUUAAGAAGCCUAAUGGUUCGAUCCGCAUUUGUGCUAACUUCUCCAUCCAUCUUAAUGCCGCGUUGACGUUGAGCUGCUAUCCACUACCGGUUCCGUCUGAUCUUUCCAGCCUGCUGAAUGGUGGCACUUGCUUUGCCCAGUUGUAUCUAGCGAAUGCGUAUUUGCAGAUUGAGAUCGCUUCAGUUUCGAAGCAUUGACCAUCAACACCCGCCGCGGUCUGUUCCAAUACACCAGAGUGCACUUUGGUGUCAAGACUGCCCCAACUCUAUUCCAACAAACCAUGAACGCAAUGCUCCCCGGCAUCCCGGCACAGCUGGGCACCUAGACGACAUCGUCGUCAUCGUUAGUCGCUCCCCUGCUGAGUUGCAAGACCAAGUGUGCGUGCAGUAUUCGGCCAACAAGUGCCAAUUCUUCCUCGGUUCCAUCAAGUACCUCGAAUUCGUUUUUGACGUCACUGGUCGCAAUCCAGAUGCUGAAAAUAUUCCUGCUGCACAACAGAUACCUGCACCCAAGAAUGUAUCGCAACUUAGCUCAUACCUUCGCCUGAUCAGCUAA
Molecule: messenger RNA, 2943 nt
Organism: Spirometra erinaceieuropaei
Lineage: Eukaryota; Metazoa; Platyhelminthes; Cestoda; Diphyllobothriidea; Diphyllobothriidae
Source: the annotation of a GenBank genome assembly